This is a messenger RNA of Capsicum annuum, 1318 nucleotides long. RefSeq lists its product as uncharacterized. The transcript has 4 exons. The annotation marks the transcript as partial. NCBI's taxonomy places the organism in Eukaryota, Viridiplantae, Streptophyta, Magnoliopsida, Solanales, Solanaceae. The record is from RefSeq and is a predicted model, not a curated record.
AUGUCAUCCGAAUUGAUUGCUUCACUAUGCGUAAAUCAUUUUCGGGAUAGUAAGGGUCCAAGCAUAAUUGAAAUUCAAAGGAUUGUGUUCAAGGAGUUGCAUUGCCACGCAAGCUACUGGAUGUGUUGGAAAGGAAGCGUAAUUGCGAAGAACAUCAUUCACGGGACAAUGGAGCACGGAUACACUUGCUUGUCGAUUUUUUCCCAUAUGGCGGAGUUGUUGAAUCCAGGGUCUUCCUACUCUAUCAUGGACACCAAAAAUCACAUCUUUUCAAUUGUCUUUUGUGUCGUCGAUAAAGAGAACGAUGCUUCUUGGACCUUCUUCUUCCAGAAGUUGAAGUCUAUCGUAGAAGAUGAACCAUAUCUAUGUGUCAUCUCCGACAGGCACAUUAGCAUCGCCAAUGCCUUCUGCCGGGUAUACAGUUGUGCACAUCACGGACUUUGCACGAGGCACCUCGCUGAAAAACUCCAUGUAAAUCAACACUGUGGAGAACAUCUUUACCUAUUCUACGCCGCGGAAAAGGCAUAUUCCUUUGAUAAGUUUAGCGAGAAUUUUGAGGAAUUAAAGUAUAAUUGCCCCGAGGCAGCUCAUGUCCUUGAAAAUGUGCUUGGUUUUGAAAAAUUGAGUAGAGCACACUUCCCGAACAAUAGGUAUGAUGUGAUGACCACAAACAUCGCUGAGUCGCUCAACUCGGUUUUGAUGGAUGAACGGGAGUAUCCCGUGUCAUACAUAUUCAAUUCAAUUGCUAAAAAAUUUUGUAAAAAGUUUAGGGAGAGGUAUGCCUAUGUCGAUGGUAAAGAGAACAUAUUUAUUCCUUGCGCAAAAAAGAUCCCAAGGGAUAAAAAGAGUGUGAGCGAUUCCUUGUAUGUGACUAAUCCAAACGGGGUUCUCGAUCAGUACACGGUCUUCGACAAUGCUUUGCGAGCAAAGUAUGGUGAUGGUGUAGGUUAUGAAAAUUCUAUCUACGAGUACUCUUCACCAAUUUAUAAACCUGCAAGUUACCUCCUCGCAUACUCGGAAGCAAUUGACGUUGUCCCUCCAGAGGCCGAAUGGAAUGUACCACAGGAAUUGCUAGACACUAAAAUUUCUCCGGCCCCUACGAUCCCUAACUCGGAAGGAAGUAAGUCAAACGCACUAAGGGCGUCAGUGAGACGUUCAAGUCCAAAAGGAGGAAUAGGUGUUCAAUAUGCAAGAAAUCUGGGCACAAAAGAACCACGUCUAUUCUACGGCCUGGCAGAAGACCUCCGUUACUUGGAGCGUGAACUCCGACGAAUUGCUCGUUUCCUCCGAGCAAUUAUGGAGCGUUUGGGAAUGGACG